Messenger RNA from Aspergillus puulaauensis, 756 nucleotides. It is a transcript of the gene CSL4, whose product is annotated as exosome non-catalytic core subunit CSL4. Gene Ontology annotation, molecular function: RNA binding. Gene Ontology annotation, biological process: RNA processing. The record is from RefSeq and is a predicted model, not a curated record. The transcript has a single exon. Lineage: Eukaryota; Fungi; Ascomycota; Eurotiomycetes; Eurotiales; Aspergillaceae. Gene Ontology annotation, cellular component: cytoplasm; nuclear exosome (RNase complex). The coding region runs from base 1 to 756 and encodes 251 amino acids.
AUGGCAAACUCCCUACCGUCUCUGGCUAUCCCAGGCCAGCGCCUAGGGGCAGCUGCGACUUUCUCCGCUGGCCCUGGGACCCAUGUUCACCACUCCCACAUCUAUGCAUCGAUCGCCGGACCGGUCUUUGUUGAUCAGGCGGAGCCAAAGUCUCAAGCAAAGUCAGUACUCAGUGUUUCGAGAACAGCGAGGAAGGCUACAACGGCGACGGGCACAUCCACACCUACCGCGCCUGCACAAACCACAAUUUCAAACCCGAAAUCCAAGUACAACACACUCCCAGCCGUCGAUGCAGUCGUCCUAGCCCGUGUAACCCGCGUUCAGAAACGGCAAGCAACGGUCUCAAUACUCGUCGUCUUAGACGACUCCAAGAGCUCUCAGGCAUUGAACCCCUCACAGUCGGCGUCGGAUAACGAUAACAUCGAAUCGAUCCUAUCCUCCGCCGCAAACCCCGAGAACCACAGCAGCUCUGACGAGCUUCGAUUCCAAGCGCUUAUCCGGAAGGAGGACGUGCGCGCCGUCGAGAAAGAUCGGGUUGCCAUGGAUGAGAUGUUUCGGGUUGGAGAUAUUGUUCGCGGGACGGUGAUUUCUCUCGGCGACCAGAGCUUCUAUUAUCUUACGACUGCAAGAAAUGACCUCGGCGUUGUCAUGGCUCGCAGCGAGGCGGGUAACAUGAUGUUCCCUGUUAGCUGGAAGGAGAUGAGAGACCCUGUUACGGGGGCUGCAGAGCAGAGGAAGGUGGCAAGGCCUUUUUGA